Messenger RNA from Rotaria sp. Silwood2, 873 nucleotides. NCBI's taxonomy places the organism in Eukaryota, Metazoa, Rotifera, Eurotatoria, Philodinida, Philodinidae. The record is from the annotation of a GenBank genome assembly.
AUGGUUAAACUACAUAUAAAACAUGGUGACGAAAGUCAAUUUUUAUUAGAAACAACAACCAAUACACCAAUUGAUAAAUUAAUUAAUCAAAUAUCACUUAUAUACAAUGGUCGACUUAAAGUUCAUCGAAUUUGCAAUGAAAUGUCCAUGUUAGCUAAACAUGGUAUAACAUUACCUGUUAAUAUGCAAGGUUUAACUGAAGAACAAAUAACAGACUUAAAAUUAAAAGAUGAAUAUGCUGAUAAAUGUAUACCAAUGGAUGGUUAUGUUGAAGCAGAAGAUGUAACUGGAAAACGAAAUGGACGAGCUCCAACAGAAAAAAUGUGUUCAAUAUUAGAACGUACAAUUCAAGAAGCAAAAGAUAAAAUUUCUAAAAAAUUAGUUCAAGCUGAUCAAUGUGUAACAUGUGAUCAAAUUAAUGAAGCAUUACAACAAUUAAAAGGUGCUGUUAUGAUUGUUUAUCCAAUGGAUUUACCACCUUAUGAUCCAAUUGAACUUGAAUUUAAAAAUCAAGAAGAACUUGAUGGAACACAAGAUAGUCUUGAUGUUAUUCCAGAAACUGAUAUGACACUAUGGUUUAGUGGUAAAGAAAUGCAACGUGGUAAACUUUUGUCUGAUUUUGUUGGUAAAAAUGAGAAAACAAAACUAAUUGUUAAAAUUCAAAAGAAAGGUAAUGCUGCACCAGCUCGAGAACAUGUUGUAUCAAAUGAAGAACAAAAACAAAUGAUGGCUUAUUAUUAUAGAAAACAACAAGAACUUAAAAAACUUGAAGAAAGUGAAGAUAAUUCAUAUAUGGAUUCUGAAUGGGCUGAUCGAAAUGCAUUAAAACGUUCAUUUCAAGGUCUUAAUGAUAUUAAAUGGAAACCAAGAUAA